Colias croceus (clouded yellow) is the source of this 2197-nucleotide messenger RNA. RefSeq names its product 3-hydroxyisobutyryl-CoA hydrolase, mitochondrial (gene Hibch). The transcript has 5 exons. Bases 353 to 1450 code for a protein of 365 amino acids. Gene Ontology annotation, molecular function: 3-hydroxyisobutyryl-CoA hydrolase activity. NCBI's taxonomy places the organism in Eukaryota, Metazoa, Arthropoda, Insecta, Lepidoptera, Pieridae. The record is from RefSeq and is a predicted model, not a curated record. Gene Ontology annotation, biological process: L-valine catabolic process. Gene Ontology annotation, cellular component: mitochondrion.
CAUAAAUCAGUCUUACAAUGGAGAGUGGGGAUAACGUGGUAAUAACUUAUUCAAUAUUUUAAUUUAUGCAACAUGUGUUCAUGAAAAUGUUAAUGAAUUACAGGCACGUAUAUUUAAAAAAUGGUUUUAAUCGCCAGAAUGUUAAAUAGGUACAUAAUCAAUUUAACUUAUCCUCUGUGUAAGUCUGUAGCGCUUGAUAUGCGCCAAUUAAAACAAUAGACAAAAGACGAUAAACAAUUUGAACUUUGAAAUUCGAAGAUCAAAUUCGCAUUUUGAAAUGUUUCUUUGACAGUGACAUUUUACCUACUGUAUCUACUACGCAAGUCACAAAGUUUUAAAGUUCGAUUUCAAGAUGUUAAAACUAAGAAUAAUACCGCAAACCACAUCGAUUUUAAAACGAGCGAUGUGCACACAGGAACAAGAUGUUCUAUUUGAAAAUCUCAACAACGCUGGCAUUAUCACAUUAAACAGGCCAAAGGCUUUAAACUCCCUCAACACGUCCAUGGUAACUAAACUACUACAGCAACUACAAGAAUGGAUGAAUACAAAGAGUCUAGUCAUAAUAAAAGGUGCAGGCGAGAAGGCCUUCUGUGCGGGCGGAGAUGUCAAAGCAGCUAUAGACAAAGUCGAAGGGCCCAAAUUCUUCUACACAGAAUAUAAUGUUAACUACCUAAUUGGGAAGUAUAAGGUGCCUUAUAUUGCAUUUAUGAAUGGGAUCACUAUGGGCGGCGGUUUGGGAUUGUCGGUACAUGGUCGGUACAGGGUCGCUACAGAGAAGACCAUGAUAGCUAUGCCAGAAACAAAGAUUGGAUUGUACCCAGAUGUCGGAGGAUCAUAUUUCCUGCCACGGCUUCCUGUGAAUCUUGGACUGUAUUUGGGUUUGACUGGUGACAGAUUAAAAGGCAAAGAUGUAGUAAAGUCGGGUAUCGCCACCCACUUUGUACCUAGCAAGCGUCUCUAUGAACUAGAGAAGCUACUCUCUCGGUGUGCGAGCGAGGUGGAAGUCCAGUCCCUCCUGAACAAGUUCCACGAACCAGCCGAGGAUUUCACACUCGCACCGAACAUUAAACACAUCAAUUACUGCUUCGCCGCGUCUACUGUGGAGGAGAUUAUUGAAAGAUUGGAGAAGGUGCAGAAUGAGUGGUCUGUGAAGACUAUUGAGACGUUACACCAAAUGUGCCCGGGUUCGCUCAAGAUAACCCUUCGAGCGCUACAACGCGGCGCUCAGCUCGAUUUACCGCAGUGCUUGCGCAUGGAGUACCGCCUCUCAUGCCGACACACAACCGGACAUGACUUCCCUGAAGGUGUUCGUGCUCUACUCAUAGACAAGGACAACAGUCCAAAAUGGCAGCACAAAUCAUUAGCCGAGGUUGACGAAGAUUACGUCGAGGAGUACUUCAAGAAACUGCCUCAAGAUCAAGAAUUACAAUUCUUUGAUUCCAAAUUAUAGGCAUUUAAAAAAUCUUCCAAAUAUGCAUAAACUCAAUGUUACUCAUUAAGUGUUCUUAUCGGAACUUGGUCAUUAAAGAAAAAUAUUCUGAACUAACCAAAAGUUUUAUGAGCGUAUCGCGUGUAUCUGUGUCAAUAAAACUUCCAAACCAAUGAACCAAUUUAAGUAAGAUUUUUUCCAAUCGAAAGUCAGUUAUAAAAUUCGGCUUUAAGUACAAAUCAAACUUUAGUCUCGAAAAAAGAUUAAGCCUAAUAGCAGUGAUCUCAGGCAAUAUCUGUGAAUUACAAUUUUUUUUUCGCUAUAAUACAAUGUCGUAAAAAUCAAUAAAAUAACAGAUUUAAUAAUUUUUUUCGCAUUUAAAUAUUAAACAAAAAUGCAGCUUUGAUACAAUGAAUUUAAUUAUAGGUACUUAAAUACAAUUAUAUUUUCAUAUUUUUUUAAUUUAGUUCCUAAUACUGUUGUUAUAAGAACAAUUAUUGCACAUAAACCUUAAAAACGUUAAUCAUAUAGAAAUAAGCAUUAAAAAAAAUCACAAGACAAUAAAAUAUUUUUAUAUGAAUUUUUCUAUACAAUUAAUGUUAUUUGCCUAAAACUCAGAAUUGAUAUAUAUUUGAAAAAUUUAUUGGCUGUUUUUGGAAUUUAUUGUAUUUUAAUAUAUUGUAUAUCGUAUUUGCAUUUAUAUUGUAUAGACAUAGUAAUGAAGCCAUAUAAUCAGUCGGACUGAUCUUAUUAAAUGUUUUUUACGUA